Hibiscus syriacus is the source of this 971-nucleotide messenger RNA. RefSeq names its product 40S ribosomal protein S3-3-like. The record is from RefSeq and is a predicted model, not a curated record. Bases 92 to 811 code for a protein of 239 amino acids. Gene Ontology annotation, cellular component: cytosolic small ribosomal subunit; nucleus. Gene Ontology annotation, molecular function: structural constituent of ribosome; RNA binding. Gene Ontology annotation, biological process: translation. NCBI's taxonomy places the organism in Eukaryota, Viridiplantae, Streptophyta, Magnoliopsida, Malvales, Malvaceae. The transcript has 6 exons.
UUUUCUAUCCCCACUUUUUAGGGUUUGCAAGCUUCAGCCUUCUUCAGAUAUCUGCAUUUUAGCUUCUUCCACCUAAACCCUAGAAACAAACAUGGCUGCCGCUGCUCAAAUCAGCAAAAAGAGAAAGUUCGUCGCCGAUGGAGUCUUCUUCGCGGAACUCAAUGAGGUCUUGACCAGGGAACUGGCCGAGGAUGGAUACUCUGGGGUCGAAGUUAGAGUUACUCCCAUGCGCACUGAGAUCAUCAUCAGAGCGACUCGCACCCAAAAUGUUCUUGGUGAGAAAGGAAGGAGGAUUAGGGAGCUAACCUCUGUGGUUCAAAAGCGAUUCAAGUUCCCUGAAAACAGUGUCGAGCUUUACGCCGAGAAGGUCAACAACAGAGGCCUUUGCGCCAUUGCUCAGGCUGAGUCCCUUCGAUAUAAGCUUCUUGGAGGCCUCGCUGUUCGAAGGGCCUGCUAUGGUGUGCUUAGAUUCGUCAUGGAGAGUGGUGCUAAGGGCUGUGAGGUUAUUGUUAGUGGAAAGCUAAGGGCACAGCGUGCCAAAUCUAUGAAGUUCAAAGAUGGAUAUAUGAUUUCUUCUGGUCAUCCAGUGAAUGAGUAUAUCGACUCCGCCGUCCGCCAUGUUCUUUUGAGACAGGGAGUGCUUGGUAUAAAGGUGAAAAUCAUGCUCGACUGGGAUCCCAAGGGUAAGCAAGGCCCUACAACUCCCCUCCCGGAUCUUGUCACAAUCCACCCUCCUAAGGAGGAUGAAGUUAUUAGGGUCGAACAGCCUGUUGUGCCGACUGAGAUCGAACUUCCUCCGGUGGUGGCUUAAUGCUGACGACUGUUAUAAUCAUCUAGUUGAUUUUUGGAGUAUGUUUUUGCCUUUAAAAUGACCUCUGCUGGAUAGUUCCUUUGGUGGUUUUCAAAUUUUGUUAUACUAAGAAGUUAUUGCUUUAUAAUUUUAUUGAAGGAUUUCUUAUUAUAUGAGAUUU